AUGCGACAAGGCCGAUUUCAAGAGCUCACCAAGCGUUCCAGGCGACAACUCAUAGUCGAUGGAGAACGAACAAUGUCCCGAGUGUUGACGGUUCACGCGAGAUGUGCAAUGAGAAGGCAGCGUGACGACCCUGCUGGGGAGGCCACGUCGCUCCGAGACAAGACCAACGAACGGGACAAGUGGAGAUGCGACGGCAACGACGACACGUUGGGGGCAAAGGGACAACAAGAGCCAGCAAAGGGACAACAGCAAGACAAGACGGACCUGGGACAGUUUCUUGCCGACCGGCCAAAGGUGUAUGUUGGUAUAUAUCAAAGACGACGAGGAGCGCUUGCUGCAAGUCAGCGAGAUGACAGAGGGGAGAAGAAAGAUAUCGAGAUGGAAGUAACGACUGAAAGAUAG
This is a messenger RNA of Tremella mesenterica DSM 1558, 402 nucleotides long. RefSeq lists its product as uncharacterized. The transcript is spliced from 3 exons. The record is from RefSeq and is a predicted model, not a curated record. The coding region runs from base 1 to 402 and encodes 133 amino acids. Lineage: Eukaryota; Fungi; Basidiomycota; Tremellomycetes; Tremellales; Tremellaceae.